ACGACGAGUCAGUGUUGCGCGCGAUUUUCGACGCGAGCGCACGCCGCACAGCGUUCGAAAUUUAAAACGAUCGAGACAGUGAACAGUGAAUUUUUAAGUUUUUCGGCCAGUGCUGCAGUGGACUUUGGUGUUUACUAUUUUGUUACAGUUAAUUGGAAGUUUUAAAGGAUGUUAAGAGGAUUGUAUCCUGUUUUGUGCAAGUGCUAUUGUUUGCAUUGUUGAUGCGAACCAGCUGUCAAAACAUCUAUACUGUCAAGGCAGGCACGGCCGAAAUCUCGUUCUGCUAACCAUUUUAAGAUUCACUGCGAACUGUUACACUAAAAAAAACUAAACCACAGACAAAAACAGAAAAAAAAUCAUGAACAGUUGAUGCAAAGAUGCCAACAUAGCGGUACCGAUGGCGCAUAAACUGAAGAAUAACCACUACGUGGCGACGCACCGGGGGACGGACUCGCCGUCGUCGGGGGCGUAUUUGCACCGCGGACAGACGAGGGAUGAGAGUGACAGUCAUAGAGCACCGUCGGAAAGAACGUUGUCCGAGUACACGACAAUGGACGAACGGACACGAUCACCAUCCGGCGAGCACCGGGAGCACCGCAACGGCCGGAGUCGUUCACAGCACGCCAACGGCUCGCCGCGAGCCGACAGCGACGUGUACGUCACUAGCGGCGCCUACAGACCUCCCUCACAGAUCAGCCGGCAGUCUCGUGCGCCGCGCAGCGUGUAUUCCUACCGCAGCGCAGUGGCGCCCUCUGUCGCGUCCACACACCGCUCAAAAGUCUCACGGAAGGCGGGGGUAAAAGUAGACGCGAUGGCGGCCCCCAACCCGUUCUGCCCCAACGUGAAGGGCAUGUGCUGCCUCAUGCUGCUCCUCAACCUUGGCCUCAUCCUGGUCACGCUGGGGUUCGUCAUCGUACUGCAGUUCUUCGAGCCGCUCUUUGUCUGGAUAUUGGGCAUAGUCUUCCUAAUAUUCGGCUUCAUCACGCUCGUCGGCAGCCUCAUCUACUGCGUGGUCCUCUGCCGCGAGAACCCUUACCCUCAGUACCCUGACGACUUCUACUGGACACACCACUGGUCCAAGACCAUAGGGCCUUCGGAAAUACACUACAACGCCAGUGAGAAGCCCUACAGACAAAACGGACACAGUGAUAGAUAUAAUAAGUAUAACGGGAAGUAUUCGGACCGAGAGAGCGCUAAGGGCUACUCGGACAGGGAGAGCAAAUUAAGCAGGUAUUGAACGUAGCUUAGAAAUGUUGAGGUUAAUUUCUGAACGCAUCGUUCGAAUUUUGAAUUUUGCGCGGGAAUCUUUGGAUAAGUUCCCGCUUGUCUACGGGCCAUUUUUAUAUUGCUCUAAGAACAUUUUUGGUAAAUAAUAUUAUAAUUUUAAUUUUAUGUAUUCAAAAGGAUAUUCGAUACUUCUUUUAUAUUCUUAGGAAUACGAUUAUCAUGGCCCAUUACGACUUUAAACUUUUUAAGAAGUUUUAACAAGUGUGAAUUUUGGUGCAGAUAUUGAGAUUGUUGAGAACUUUUUUGCUGUGCUAUUAUUAAGCACUUUCUUGUAAUGUUUACAAUUUUACAUUGUAAUCGUUAUUUAUAUCUCUUGGUCCAGAUAGUUGCUUGCUAUUUGGAAUUAGUCAAGUGAUUUUGAAAAGAGUAAUUUAUGUAGAGUACAAUUGUGUUUUUCUCAAUGCUCUUCAUUCUACAACAAUUAUUUUAGGCACUUUCGCCUCGACGUUCAAUAUAUAUAAAAAUUUAUUCGAUGUCUUAUUUUAUAAUUAAUGAUAACAUAAUGGUAAUUGUAAAUAAUAUUAUAUUAAUAAGGUAUUAAUUUAACAAUCUUUAAAGCAAAUGCCAUAUUACUUAUUAUAAUAAAAACUUACCUGUUAUAUUGAAUUUACGUAAAAUUAUUAAAAUACAAAAUGUUAUUUAGUAAAAACUGUGAAUUCAUUAUUUUAUAUAGAAUUAUUUACAAAUUGAGAGUAAACCAGUAAUAUAUUACUUUAAUACGCCUGUAUCUGA
Molecule: messenger RNA, 2019 nt
Organism: Cydia fagiglandana
Lineage: Eukaryota; Metazoa; Arthropoda; Insecta; Lepidoptera; Tortricidae
Exons: 7
Coding region: 398-1237 (279 amino acids)
Source: RefSeq, a predicted model, not a curated record